AUGGACCGCAACGUUACCGCAUCGAAAGCAGCAGCCAGCAACAACAAGCUGGACAAGUCAUCCACACCCACUUUGGCUGAUUACCAAGCACAAUGGAACAAGAUUCACAAUGAUACUAUUCGUCAGAUCAAGCAGGCUCAAGAAGAAGAGAGAAUCGCACGCCUUACGAGUCGAGCGCAAUCGUCUUCUUCGAAUUAG
This is a messenger RNA of Aspergillus saccharolyticus JOP 1030-1, 198 nucleotides long. RefSeq lists its product as uncharacterized. Bases 1 to 198 code for a protein of 65 amino acids. The record is from RefSeq and is a predicted model, not a curated record. The transcript is spliced from 2 exons. Lineage: Eukaryota; Fungi; Ascomycota; Eurotiomycetes; Eurotiales; Aspergillaceae.